UUCGAAUCGGCUGAUUUCCCUUCCAGCUAGACCAAAUACCUUUGCUACUUGAUAGCUCGUCUUACAGAACCUUUUUUUCCUGAUUCAAGGCCGAAAGAUUGAAGCAUAUCCAGGAGAUUUGCCAUUGCAGAGGGAGCCAUUCCGAAGUUCUCGGGAAUGAGACGCCCUUUGACGCCUUUCUAAUGGCAGAUUCUGCCGGGCAACCCCCAGCGGUAGCUUCUCGGCCUUCGCCAUCGCCAUUGCCAUUGCCAGUGCCAUUACCCGCGACUAACAACUCAACCGUGGCCGGUCCAUCGGGUAGCUCAGCGAAACCUCUCGCAUUAGGGGCUAUCUCUAAUAAUGUCGGAGCGGCAGUCGGCGCUGCCACUACGCAGCAAAAUGCCGGGUCCAAGCCAGUCUUCAAGAUGAAGCGGACUGGGUUCACAACCCUACCGCCCCAUUUUCCAGCCGCCUCCCACGGCUCCCGCCCAGAUCCAGAGCCGGCGAAAAUUAUUAGUGAUAUCCUUCCGCCUCAGCUCCCUGCAACGCCGGCGCAAACUUUCUCAAACACUCUUCCGAUGACCCAGCCUACUUCUGACGGCCCGCGUAAGACAAAAUAUGCCAACGAUGAGGAGAGGAGGAAGGCUACUAGCCUCGCCUUGAAGCAACGAUGGGCCUCUGGUUCCAUGGACCAUGUCCACAAAAAGCGCGUAGAAACUAUCAGACGUAAAAAGGAGGCCGAGGCUCUGCUCGGUACACCAGGCAUCGCCAAACCUUCGGCCUCUGUAGACAGGAAAAAAUCGGUGGUCUCUGAGAAACUGGCUCGCCUUUUCGACAAGCCGGUCUCUGCUGAGCUCGCUACCUUAUUAACCGGGCCUCGGAGUUACAGGGCGACCUCGAAUGACUCUACAAACUGGUCCGGUUCCUCGAACGCCGACAUGCUGGACGAUAAAGCGGAACUUGGCCAUGAUGCUAUGGUCGACAAGGCGAGGCCAAGCCUUGAUGUGACCUUGAACAAAGGGCAUGAUGGAGAUGUCGAUGGCGAAGGGGAUAGUGAGGCGUGGUCGAGUGGUUCGAGUAUCUCGAGCGAUGCCCAAGUCGCCGAGCAAGUCAGUGGCAAGGGCGACCAUGAGCUCAACCAGGGAAGCCAAGGCACUUCCAACCCCAUCACAAUGGCCGCCCCCGAUCGCCCUUAUACGAAAUGGAGAGACGAAAACGGCUUUUUGGUUUUGACCCAUGGUGCCCUUAUCCCGGACGGCUACCAGUUUUCGACAUCUAUUCCGGGACAUCCAUGGAUCUGUCCUGUGCGAUCGUGUCGCAAGGUGUUCACUAAGAUUAUCCAGCUCGGCAGCCACUUUGUUCGCAAGCAUCGAGGUGCACACCUGCACGAUAAUGAAGAUGGAACCUUUUCGGAACGUCGUAUCGGCCUUUUACGCCGCGUCUCCGGCCGAGCGUCGGCUCCGCAGCCGGCUAUCGUCGUUUCCCGGGGCCCUGCUGACCCAUCCGAUCCUCCACCGGUGGAUCCUUCAACCGCCGGCAACGGGAAUUCGGCUGGGUAUGCUCACGAUGUGAGCAUGAUGGACAUGGAAACCGGGUUAGACGCAAACACCCCAGCAUCGUUAACCGCAGACGGCCAAGGACUAAACCGGGAAGACGCCGAGCCCCUUUGGAGCUACCUUCAACACCAUGUGGUUAAGCACAAAGGACAGGACAUCCCAAUGCAAGGAUGGGUACCGCAGCUUAUCAUCCUGCCGAAAGUCCGCGAUCUCGACUGGAAUACUGGUUGGCUAUCCACACACCCAUUCCACGACACGAAUGCUAGGGAUGUUUCGGCUCUGAUAAUCCAAGUUACCGGGGAGCCUGCGCCAAAGCCAUGCAACAGAUGCAAGAAUGGCGUCGGCCCUUUCCGUUCUUGCAUUAUGAUAUCUUCCAAAGCUGAUGACGGCCCGCUUAGCAGUGUCUUUGCCUGUGCAAACUGCUUUUAUCACUACGGUCAAACGAGAUGUAGCCACAAGCAAUGGGGCGAAGAACGAGCGCUUCGAAUCAUGGAUGACCAAGUUGAAAGCGAGCCUCCCGAUGAGUCUCUUGAUGAAAUAGAGGACGACGAGGAACCAGGCGAUGACAGCAAUGCCGAGAAUGAAGGAGACACGCAGGCCCUCGAUGACGAGAACCUGGAGUACACCAUGGAUGCGUCUAACGCAGAGACGGUUCUCACACCAGGCGGUGCUCCAACCAGCAUCGACGAGGCGGAACCAGGCAGGUUGUAUACCAUGUGGCCAGGUGAUGAUGGAGAGCUCACUCCACUAUACGGCUCGCUACUCCCGGCUGGGUACCAGUUUGACACAACACUUCCUGGGAGACCAUGGGCUUGCCCGGUGCGGACUUGCCGGAGAGCUCAUUGCAAGAGGGCCGACCUCGGUUUUCAUUUCCAGCGUGUCCACUUUGCGGCUUGUUUGAAUGAUAACUGCGACGGAACGUUCACGAUCAAGAGCUUUUACCAAGAUAAGAUGACUGGUAUUGGGAGAGGAGGCAGGAUUCUCAGCCAGGCACCUCCCAUCGUCGUUUCCAGAGACCCUCCGGCUAGAGCCAGCCCUGUGCCCAAAGCCGAGCUUCCGUCUUACCUCGGGACGAGAACGGAACGGGGGAUCAGAACUCGCAGGAACAGAAUCCCGCGGGCCAGGCGCGGCGAAACAGCGGAGCUCUGGACCUAUAUCCAACAACAUCUACGUACGACGACGGAGAUGCCGCCGUCCAAAGCAGUUCGAAACCUCUUGACACUACCGAAACAGCGAGAUGUCAAGUUCAACACUCAUCGCCGCGCUAGGGAAUUCAUCGAAGCGAGUUCUCGAGACAUAGCGGCUUUAAUAAUCCAAGUCACCGGAGACGAGGUAUCGGACGAGUGCAGAAGAUGCCGCCAGGGGAAAGGCCCUUUUGAGGGGUGUGUGGUUGCUUCCCAGGAGACACACGAUGACACGAAAGCGCGCUACCCCUGCUGUGGCAACUGCCUGUAUGGGGGCAACAAGCUUCUGUGUACCCUGCUAAAAAGGGGCCAAAAGCGGAAAUCGAGGUCGACCAGGGCCUCAGCUAGGGAUCUAUCACCGGUCGUGGGGGGGGUCCCAGCUCGUCGGAGUCCAUCAGAGCAAACGCGAAUCAUUGACGACGGCGCACCACUCACAAGAGGGAAUGCCGCCAGGAAACAAGAGCCCAUCGUCCAGCCACCAUCACGCCCUCAUCCUCCCCGACCACAACGAUCAACACCAGCAGCCCUCAUCUCCCAGGGAAACCUCCAAAACACAAACGACCUCCUCGAGAUGGAAGACUGGGAGGUCGCCCCCGGCCGCAUCCGCGAGACCGCCGCCGCCGAGCCAGACACAAUCGCCUUCUCCAAACCCUACCUCGCCGCCACGUCCCAGACGGGCGUGCCCGUGUGCGAGGACGUGGCCUUCCGCGUCGACACGGUGCUGGCCGGCCACGCGCUGCCGCUCGAGGCCGACGCCCACAAGACGCGCCUGUGCAGCGUCGCGGCGGGUAAAGUGCGCGUGAGCAUCGGCGAGGAGACCGAGUUUGUGGUGGGCCCGCACGGCAUGUUCAAGGUCAAGCCCGGGGUGCGCUGCGUGGUGAGGAAUGGGCUGUAUUUGGAGGCCGUGGUGCAUACGGUUAUGCUUGGGGGUGGGUAUUGAGGUGGGAUGGAUAUUGAGGGGGGAUGGGUGGGUUGGAUUAGUUAGGGGUUGGGGGUGAGGGGUGGUGAGGUCGUUGGGGUGAUGGGGGGUGCAUUAUUAUUAUUAUCGUUUGGAUUGGAGCCGUGGGGUUGGCUUCAGGGUUGCUUUCUAGGUUAUGAUUUUCGCGGGUGCUUUUAUAUACGUGGUUCUUGAGUGUAAAUGUAAUGUUAGUGUACUGUGUAGUGGUCUUCCAAAAAUGGGUGUGCAA
Molecule: messenger RNA, 3906 nt
Organism: Chaetomium fimeti
Lineage: Eukaryota; Fungi; Ascomycota; Sordariomycetes; Sordariales; Chaetomiaceae
Exons: 8
Coding region: 183-3659 (1158 amino acids)
Source: RefSeq, a predicted model, not a curated record